This is a messenger RNA of Fragaria vesca subsp. vesca, 1021 nucleotides long. Its product is annotated as PRA1 family protein H-like. Bases 44 to 751 code for a protein of 235 amino acids. NCBI's taxonomy places the organism in Eukaryota, Viridiplantae, Streptophyta, Magnoliopsida, Rosales, Rosaceae. The record is from RefSeq and is a predicted model, not a curated record. The transcript is spliced from 4 exons. Gene Ontology annotation, biological process: vesicle-mediated transport. Gene Ontology annotation, cellular component: endoplasmic reticulum; Golgi apparatus.
GAAGGAAAUAACAAACCAAAGAGAAACACAAUACUAAACAGACAUGGUAUUCUCAGCCAACCCACUAUCCCUCAGCGUUUCCGACCCUUUCUUCGACUCAUGGCUGCGUCAAAACGGCUACCCUGAAAUCCUCGAGCACCGACCCACCUCCUCCGCCACAUCUGCCGCCACAACAUCCGCCGCCACACCCUCCACCUCAUCCUCCACCUCCACCGUAAAUGGCUUCUUCACCUCACUCUACUCCACCAUCUGCAUCCUCCUCUCUCUCUUCUCCACCAACCCCUUCGCCAAGCUCACCAACGACGACCUCGCCGCCCCUACGCCGCCGUGGCAGGCCGCGUUCAUCGGCGACUACGAGUCCUAUUCGUUCCCGGUGUCUGGUGCUCAGGCCCAGUUGAGGGUCCAGGAGAAUGUCAAGCGCUAUGCUCGCAACUAUGCUUGGUUGUUGGUCAUCUUCUUCGCUUGUUCUCUGUAUCAGAUGCCAUGGGCUGCUGCUGGAUUGAUAUUUUCUUUAGCACUGUGGGAAAUCUUCAAACACUGCAGUGCAAUGUGGGGACUGGAUCAAUACCCAACAAUUCAGCAAACCAUAAUUCGCGUUGCUCAAUGCGUGGCUGCUGUUAUCCUGAUAUAUUCGGGUGUUCAAAUGGCUUUAUUCUCCGCACUCAGUGUCAAUUAUGCAGGAAUGAUACUGCAUGCUGGAUUUCGGACGCUGACUCGUGCAAAGCAAGCUUCUCAUGGUAGAUCGAGAUGAUACGUUCUAAAGCUUCUUUCUUUCGUAGCAAUACAAUCAAAUACUUGAGCUAUAUUGAUGGUCUCAUCAUCUGAGAAACAGAGAAAAAAAAGGAUGUAAUCUCCUGAUAUUUUUGGUGUCACCAAUGCUCAUUUUGGUUCUUAUUUUCAACCGGCAGGAACAUAAAAGUCGAACAAAUCUCAGUGAUAGUUUGUCUGAUAGCAUGCAACUGAUCGCUGAUGAAAGUGUAAAUUAAUAUACCAGGUAGUUAUGUUUCAUUAUCUUUUGGCU